AUGCCUGCAGCCGACACAGAGACUGAUUACCCUCUGGCGGAAACUUCUGCUCCACAACCAGUUAGGGAAACUUCAACCCAGCGCGAAUCAUGGCGAAGUUCAGCUGAGCGCCCAGCUGCACCAAACCCUGCAUCUGCACCCGCACCCCUCUCGAAACACGCAACACACCUCUACACCGUCUCCUACCUAAUUUUCUUUUCAUUUCUCGGCACUCUCGCCCGCCUGGGUCUCCAAGCUUUAACAUUCUACACAGGCGCGCCCGUCGUGACAGGGGUACUAUGGGCGAACGUCACCGGAAGCCUAGUAAUGGGCUUCCUCAGCGAAGACAAGAAUCUCUUCCGCGAAGAGUGGGGCGAGCCCAAGGCCGAAGCGGAUACAGACGCAGCGGCCCAGAACAAGAACCACAAGGCCGUCAAGAAGACUAUUCCAUUGUAUAUUGGUCUCACGACUGGUUUCUGCGGCUGCUGCACGUCCUUCUCGUCGUUUAUUCGCGAUGUCUUUCUCGCGUUGGCGAAUGCACUCCCUGAUCCCUCGCUGCCGUCCGGUGCGGAUAUCGCCUCCCGGAAUGGCGGUUAUAGCUUUAUGGCGCUCGUCGCUGUCAUCCUGCUGACCGUGUCGCUGAGUCUGUCGGCUCUGGUCUUCGGCGCGCAUCUUGCUCUUGCAUUGACGCAAUGUACCCCUACGGUACCUUUUGCGUUUACGCGACGGGUUCUCGAUCGCAUUGUGGUUGUGUUGGCUUGGGGAUGUUGGCUCGGUGCCGUGUUCCUUGCCAUUUGGCCGCCGGACCGACACGAUGGCCCAGAUGUUUGGCGUGGACGGGCGGUGUUUGCGCUGGUGUUUGCGCCGCUCGGUUGUCUUCUUCGAUUCUAUGUGUCGCUCUACUUGAACAGCCGCAUUCCAGCAUUCCCACUAGGCACGUUUGCGGUCAAUAUCUUUGGAACCAUCAUUGAGGGUGUGUGCUAUGAUCUGCAGCAUGUCAGUGGUCUCGGGGCUGUAAUUCCUGCUGCUCUAACGGGCUGCCAGGUGCUGCAGGGUGUCAUGGACGGAUUCUGCGGGAGUGCAACUACCAUCAGUACAUGGGUUUCUGAGUUGAAUGGGUUGUCACGUCGGCGCCAUGCAUAUGUGUAUGGUGUCACGAGUGUGGUUGUUGCGCUUGGAUUUUUGAUUGUCAUAAUGGGCUCGUUGCUGUGGACGCAUGGAUUUGCCGAGGCUGUGUGUGAGUAG
Messenger RNA from Penicillium soppii, 1224 nucleotides. RefSeq names its product FluC/FEX family fluoride channel. The coding region runs from base 1 to 1224 and encodes 407 amino acids. Gene Ontology annotation, biological process: fluoride transmembrane transport. Lineage: Eukaryota; Fungi; Ascomycota; Eurotiomycetes; Eurotiales; Aspergillaceae. The transcript has a single exon. Gene Ontology annotation, cellular component: membrane. The record is from RefSeq and is a predicted model, not a curated record. Gene Ontology annotation, molecular function: fluoride transmembrane transporter activity.